Adelges cooleyi (spruce gall adelgid) is the source of this 5854-nucleotide messenger RNA. Its product is annotated as toll-like receptor 7. NCBI's taxonomy places the organism in Eukaryota, Metazoa, Arthropoda, Insecta, Hemiptera, Adelgidae. Bases 328 to 4272 code for a protein of 1314 amino acids. The transcript has a single exon. Gene Ontology annotation, biological process: signal transduction. The record is from RefSeq and is a predicted model, not a curated record. Gene Ontology annotation, molecular function: protein binding.
UUCAGUCACCGCCGCGAAGCCGUUCUCGACAGUUCGUCCGUAUCCGAUUAAUGUGAAAGUGUCCGCGGACGUUAAAGUGUUUUACGGUUUCUACUACUAUAUCAUAUACGACAACAAAUAAAUAGUAUUAUAAUUUUUGUUUUGUUUAUUAUUUGCAGUGCGUUAAAAAUAAAUUAAAAAAAAAAAACAGUUACGAUGUCGACCCGACUGGUGGAAUCGCGCGGUUGUCGGGUACUCUGACGAACACAUGAAGUUCUCGCGAUCAGUGCACUUAAAAAAAUAUUGUCGCGCGUGAAAUCCGUUUGACGACCCGCGAUCGCCGCGAAAAUGUUUUUCAAAAUGAAAUUGUUGUUGGUGGCCGUGUUGUGCGCCGCGGCGGCCGCCAAGUCGGACAGUGCGGAACAGUGUACGAGGUCGCCGUAUAACAACGACACUGCCAAAACGUCGGUACAGUGCCGCGUCCGGACGUUGGCCGCGGACAGCCCGAAUCUGUCGGCGGCCGUGCAGUCCGAAGGCGCCGUCGUUCGGCUGACGGUCGACUGUAGCGAUAAGCUGUUCUUCGAGAGCACGCUGGGGCCGCGGGCGUUCCGCUCGUUGUACCAACUCGAGGAACUGGCGCUGGUCAAGUGUAAACUGUUGGAAAUACCUACUGACGCGUUCGACGGGCUCGGUGGCCUUAAGAAGCUGACGGUGAAUACCGGUAAUCUGGAAUGGGGUGCCACCAAAAAUCUGGUGGUUGCUCAGGGCGGCCUGGACCGGCUCGGAGAACUCCAGUCUCUAGACCUGUCCGAGUCUAACGUCCAUCAAGUGCCCGCCGACGCGUUUUGCUCGUUGAAAAAUAUUCAAAACUUGAACGUGUCGCACAACAGCAUCGACGACUUGACCGCCCUCGGUUUCUCUGGACCAGACUGUCCUGGCGGUGCCGACCUGAAAGUGUUGGACUUGUCGUGGAACAACCUGCAGACACUACCGGCCCGCACCGCGAUAUCCGCCAUGAAUCGGCUUCAGACGUUAUGUUUGCAGCACAACAGCAUUAACGACGUGGCCGCCGACAGCCUGUCCACGCUCUCUUCGCUGAAAGUGUUCAACGCGUCUUAUAACAAGUUGGAAGCGUUACCGGAAAAUCUGUUUGCCAAAAACCGCGAUCUGCGUGAAGUGUACCUGCAGAACAACGGGCUGUACGAGCUACCUCGCGGUCUGUUCCACCGGCUGGAACAAAUGGUCAUCAUCAACUUGAGCAACAACAAGAUCAACCAGAUCGACGACGGUCCGUUCGUGGGUCUCAUCCGCCUGGUCGUCUUGGACUUGUCUCGCAACGGGUUGACCCGGAUAAAAUCUAACUACUUUAAGGACCUCGUAUUUUUGCAAAUUUUGGACUUGAGCAACAACAGUAUUAGUAGUAUCGAGGAAAAUGCGUUUUUACCGCUGUACAACCUACACACUCUCAACUUGGCCGAAAACCGUUUGCACACGAUCGGCUCGCGGUUGUUCAACGGCCUGUACGUGCUGUCCAAGUUGACCAUCAACAACAACUUGUUGGUGUCCAUCGACGAACAGGCGUUCAAAAACUGUUCCGCUCUCAAAGAACUAGAUCUCAGUUCGAACGCCAUUCAACAGGUGCCGUCGGCGCUCAACGAGCUGUCAUUCUUGAAAACGUUGGACUUGGGUGAAAAUCAAAUCAGCGUGUUUAACAACAAUUCGUUUAAAAAUAUGGAAUUGUUAACCGGGCUCCGGCUCGUCGACAACAAUAUCGGCAAUCUUACCAUAGGUAUGUUCUCUAACCUGCCCAAUUUGCAAGUGCUCAACCUUUCGAAAAAUAAAAUCUACACCAUCGAGCGCGGCACUUUCACCCAAAACUCGCAAAUUCAAGCCAUCCGGCUUGACGCCAAUUACCUAACGGACGUCAACGGCGUGUUCGAGUCGCUGUCGAGUUUGCAAUGGAUAAACUUGUCAAAAAACAAUCUGAUAUGGUUCGACUACGCCAUGGUGCCGGCUAACCUCAAGUGGCUGGACCUGCACGACAAUUACGUGCAGGAACUUGGCGAUUAUUAUAAUCUCAAAGACCGUCUCAACAUUAACACAAUUGACGCCAGCCACAAUCAUAUAACCGAAAUUUCCGACCGUUCCAUACCGAAUAGCGUCGAAGUGUUGUUCCUCAAUAAUAAUUUCCUUACCAACAUCAGGCCCAACACAUUUUUGAAAAAGAGAAACUUAGUGCGCGUGGACUUGUACGCCAACGAGCUGACCCGGCUAGACGUGAACGCUCUCCGUUUGGGCGUCGUACCCAUCAACCGGUCGCUGCCCGAGUUCUACAUAGGCGGCAACCCGUUCGAGUGCGACUGCUCCAUGGAUUGGCUGCCCACCGUCAACAACAUGACGCAGCUCCGGCAGCACCCCAAAGUCAUGGACUUGGACAACGUGGUAUGCAAAACAACCGACAGCCGCGGCUCCGAAAUCGUACCCAUUCUGUCGGCCGGCCCGUCGCAAUUUUUGUGCAAGUACGAAACCCAUUGCUUUACCGUGUGCAAGUGCUGCGAGUUCGACGCGUGCGACUGUGAAAUGACGUGCCCGACUAAUUGCACGUGUUAUCACGAUCAGACGUGGAGGACUAACAUCGUAGACUGUUCGUACCAGCUGAACAACCAGGUGCCGCCGAAAAUCCCGAUGGACGCUACGCACGUGUACUUGGACGGUAACAAUUUCAGUCAGCUGCAGGGGCACAUAUUUAUCGGCCGGAAAAAUAUGGUGCACCUGUACCUGAACCACUCGAAAAUCGAAUCGCUCCAGAAUCACACGUUCAACCGUUUGAGCUCGCUCCAGGUGCUGCACUUGGAGGACAACUUGUUGACCGAGCUCAAGGGCUACGAGUUCGAGCAGCUUUACCAGCUCAGGCAAUUGCACUUGCAAAACAACCGUCUGGUGCACGUCAACAACAUGACGUUCGCGCCGCUCCGAAACCUCGAGGUGCUCCGUUUGCACGGUAACCGACUGACCAGUUUCCCCGUGUGGCAACUAUCCGUCAACCCGUACUUGGUGCAGCUGUCGAUCGGCAAAAACCCGUGGUCCUGUCGCUGUAAAUUCUUACAGCCGUUCCGCAAUUGGAUCUACGAAAACGGACCGAAAAUCGCCGACGUGUCCGAUGUGACUUGCGUGCCGGACGAGUCGGACCCCGGACAGAGGCGCGAAAUCGACUUCAACGACACGGCCUGCAGUGAUUUUUACACCGGCGGCUGGGCCCUGCGCAACAUGGUGGCCAACAGCUACGUACCGCUGUUGACGUUCCUGUUGAUCGUGUUCGUCGUGGCUCUCGUACUGUUCGCCGUCCGCGAUAACAUCAAAGUAUGGCUGUACACCAAGUACGGCAUCCGGGUGUUCAGCUGCAAGCAUUCGGGCAAUAAGCAUUUCUACGAGGACCGCGAAAAACUGUACGACGGCUACGUGUUGUACAGCCCCAAAGACGAGGAAUUUGUCCUGCAGUCCGUGGUGGCCGAGCUCGAGCACGGGAACCCGUCGUACCAGCUUUGCCUGCACUACCGGGACUUGCCGAUCACGUCCAUGUACCACGCGGGAUCGUCGCCUGUGGUGAUCGAGGCGGCCGAAGCCAGCCGUCGCGUCAUCGUGGUGCUGUCCCGUAACUUCAUACAGACCGAAUGGUCCAGGUACGAGUUCCGGUCGGCCCUACACGAGGCGCUCAAGGGCAAAGUUUACAAGCUGGUGCUGAUCGAGGAGAACAGCAUCUCGGCCGAGGCGGACGCCGACCCGGAGAUCAGACCGUACUUAAAGGUGGCGUCUAAAGUCCGGUGGGGCGAAAAACGAUUUUGGGAGCGGCUCCGGUACCUGAUGCCCAGCAACAACCACAACAGCAACCACCAUCAUCAUAAAGUUUGCAAUUAUCGUAACAAUAUAAACAACUACACCAUCGACACCAGGACCCCGGUGGUGCCUGCGCCCAGGCGACAGCCUUCGCCGCAGGACAAACCGUCUCACCACCGGCACCACGUUCAUCACCACAGCCCCAACUCGUUACCCCGGCCGCAACACCGGCACGAGGACUCCAACUAUUCGACCGCCACCACGGCCACCCCGUCGCCCAAGUUGGGUGGCGACGACCGGCCGGCGUCCACCGAACAUAUUUACUCAGCCAUCGACACGCCGCCGCCAUCAGUGCACCAAUCGCCAAGCCGGAUACCGUUCGAACGCACCAACAGCCGGAGGUCGGCCAAACACCAUCAACAGCACCAGCAAAACACUGUACAGGCUUAUCUCGUAUAAAACAAUUUUUUUUUUAGUUUUGUUGAGACAAACGACAGGUCAGUUUCUUUUGAAAUAUUGUCUAGGACCUUUUUUUGUUUAUACGAAAAAAAAAUAUUGAAUAAUGCAUGUACGUGUGUGCUCAUCAAUAUGUGAUAAUGUUGUAUUAAGCACGACUUUGUAUGAUAAUCUAAAUUAAUCGAGUUCCUAAGUGUGUGUGUCUGGCGGAACGCACACUGCGGUUAAUUCCCUUUAUAACUUUCUUGUAAACUUUUUUGUUUAACUAUCCGGACGGACUGUGGUCCCGUUUACGUGUAAAUGUGAUUGCAGGCAGUUUAAUUUAGUAUAUUAUUAUGGAAAUGUUAAAAUAUAAAAAAAACGGUUCGUACUAACUAUUUUAAGAAUUUAACGCCAUUUUUCUAGUCAGCUCAAAAAGACAAAAAAAAUGUUUUAAAUGUUUUUGAGCAAUCAAAUUUUGUGUUAUAUUCUAAAAUAAUAAUAAUAAUAAUAAUAAUAAUGUAUUAUGUUUUGCCUUGGUUUAAGGCCUAGACUGAUUUAGUCUUCGUAUCACUGUUGUUUUGCCCCAAAACGGCUUUUUUUAUAAUUUAUAAAAGAAAUGACACACUUCGAGCUAUUAUUUCAUCUUUUUUUCCUCCGUGCGCAGGGCAAUAAUAAUAAAAUAUUACUUUAAAUUUAUGACACGUGAUGUGGGAUAAUUAAAAACCUCAGUGGGUGUUUGUGUUUUUUUUUUACCUCAUCGCGUACACCGUAAUAAUAAUAAUACCGGUUCUAGGCUUCUCGUCAGACAAUAUAUUAUUUUAUUAUAUUAUAUCCUUCUCCCUGUUGUUGCACUCUCCUAGAGCGUUUAUUUUUCGUUUUGUUAUUAUUCGUAUGUGUCCGAACGCGCUUUCCUACGGCACAAGACAUAGCAAGUGAAAAAGAGAGAGGAAGGAGGGAUAAAAAAAAAAUAUAUAUAUAAUAUAAUAAAAUAUAUAUCUUGGUUCUUUUAUUCGGUACACGGAUUACCACUUAGCGUAUACACACAUAAAUAUACUGUUGCCGCGUCCGCGUUAUCUGAAAUUGAUUCGGCUUUUUAUUUGAGAAAGACAAUGUAAUAAUAUUUUUUGUUUGGUCUUAAAAAAAAAUAGCUAACUUAUCUACGAAGAUAAAAAUAACAAGAACGACAAAAGAAAAAAAAUUGUAAAACAACUUUUUAAAACCAUUAUAACAAAUGCACAUCACUAGAGGUUUUUUAAUUAAUUAUUUCGAGUCGAGUGUGUUAACAGGGUAAAGCCGAUUGGACCGCCUGGUUUUGAUGUUAAACAAAAUUGAUAUAGUAUGACAUUUAAUUAGGGAGGGAGGGGGGAAUUAAAAAAUGAAAAUAAUGUCUCACCACCAUACUUGAACGAAGACUGUACGAUAUUUUAUAUUAUUAACCACGAUAUGUUUUUUUAUUAUUACUAUUAUUAUUAUUUUUUUUUUUUAUUCGAUAUGUUUGUUAACUUCGAUUCUAUUUUAUUAUUAUUUUAUUACUAAGGUCAUAUUAUUAUUAUUGUGUAUUAUAUUUGUGUACAUCCCAUAUUUAUAUGUAUAUAAAAAAAAA